AUGCCGGAGCUUCGUAGUGGAGCACGCAGGGGCCGGGGAACGCCGUCGAAUCCUGUAGUCCAGGCGGAGGGGCCUUCCGCUGCUGGAACCUCCAGGAGAGGGAGAGUUGCGAGGAGUAGGAGAGCUGCCAACGAGAAUAAAGUGGGGAGGUCGGGCGAGGUUGAGGAGAUCAAGUUUCUUGAGGAGCGCGGUGACUUAUUUGGUGGAGAGAGGAAGGGAGAGGAGGAAGGGGGAGGAGAGAGGAGGAUGGAGGACUGUGACAGUGGGGCCAGAAGCGCAGAAAAACCACCGGCGGCGGAGGAGGAGGGGAGCACGGCACCACUUCCUGACAAGGUUCGUUUUUUGCCGUUGAAAAUUUCUUCUUAUGAUACGUCAACUGCUUUGAUUUGAAAAGCGAACAGCUGGAGAUUCUGAAACGCGAGAAACAUGUCAGUAGAUAUCCUUUUCUGACCCGUUGGUCAGGUGUAUUGAGACUCUUUUCUAGCCGCAGCAUGUUGUUGACGCUAGAUCAGUGUCAAAAUUCCUGACAUUUCAACACGAUUUAACUGAACUUGUUCUGUCAUGUAUCCGAGUGCUUUCGUUCCAACACGAUUUCUUCUGUUUUUGUACAUAUAUAUAUUCUUUUGGAGCAUGAAUUACGCUCAGCACGAGGUUUCUAGUCAACUCCUGACGUCUACGUCCUCGUAUAAAUGUCAUGAUCAUACGUUCCUUUCUCUUUUCAUUUUGCACGCCUUGAUCAUGUAUUGAGUUUGUUUUGCAGCAUUCUGUAGAACGAUUUGUUUAAUCAACAUCAAAAUACAGUUUAUCAGCGGAGUAAAUAAUUUUGAAGUUGGAAACAACUGAUGUUGGUUGUCUUGCUGUUGGUUUAUAUAUAUUUUUUGUAUUUAUUUGACUCAUAAUCUUGGUCUCUGGAGGAUGGCCCUAGUUGCAUUCAUUUACCAGCGUAGAUCAUGUAGUUUCAGACCAAAUUCUAUACAUGAAAUUAUGGCUUGUUGCCAGUAGGGUACCAUUCCAGGUUUGCACCUUUGCUAGUAUCUUUGAGAUGUCAUGCCUAGCACAUAAAAAAUACAACAUUAGUGUUGCAACCACUUGCCUCUUAUAAGGAGGAUAGCUCUACUAAGUUACUUUGAGAGGCCAGGUCCUAGUUUCAACAUGCAUAGAUGGCCAUAACAUGGGAAGCAGUUAUGAGGACGACCGAUGGAGGGAAAUAUGAUCUUUAACUCAAUGGCUUUUCUGCUUGCUUCUAAUUGGGAGGAUUCUAACUUGAUUCUUGGGUUGCUUCAAUGUCAACUGGAAACUCAGUGUGACUUGCCUGGUAGGUUUUUUCCCUUACUGAUGGUCUGCAGAGGUCUGUGCUGAGGUAGGCUCGUUCUGUCUGAUCUUGAAUCACUCUCCACUCCAGCAAUGUCUUCCAGGCUCAGUCACUCAGAGGAAGCUGGAAACAGGCUAUACGUGGGUGCUUUUGCAUGUCUAUCAAUUUUUUCUGUUCCUUGCUCAUAAACAACUGUAAAAUGUGAAUGUGCAGUGUGGGGAAAACUUAAUAUGUGGGGAUCCGUGUCAGAUUUCCGAAGCGUUUACCAAUUAUAGAUCCAAUCCUCGUCACUGCAAAAAUGUCAACGUCCUAUCAUUAUCACAUGCUCAGAUGUUUAUACUCCACUGUGCCAUUUUCAUUUUCAUCUUAUAUGUCGUAUCUGGAAUUUCUCUUAUCUGUCACUUGACCACGAUAUAUAACUUGAUUUUUUUUCCAUUUCAUUAAAUACACGGGAAUGCUUAUUAGGUGUUUAUGUUCGCUUGUACUCCGAUGCUACAUUUAUGCAGCCAAAAGACUAGAUGCAUAAUGUUCAUGAUUAAUGCGAAGUGAUACUCUUCAUUGAGCUCAUUUUCAAGUCAAUAUCUACAGGUCCAGGUUGGCAAUUCGCCAAUUUUUAAAAUUGAGAGGAAGCUAGGAAAAGGAGGGUUUGGGCAGGUUUAUGUAGGUCGCCGCAUUUCUGGGGCUAAUGGAACUGAUAGGAUUGGUGUCCAAGGACCUGUGGAGGUGUAGCAAUGCUUUAUCUCAAGUAUCUUUUCUCAGUCUAGCCACGUGUUGUUUUUCUCAAUAUAAUGAUCCUUCAUCUAAGAAUUGUAGGUGGCCUUAAAAUUUGAGCAUAAAAGCAGUAAAGGAUGCAAUUAUGGGCCCCCAUAUGAGUGGCAGGUUUACAAGUGGGUAUCAUCAUACUAUUUUAGAAUUUAUGGUUUUCAGUUGAUGAUGACUGAGGGAAGGAUUUUUGACCUUGUUGUGUACACAGUACUCUCGGUGGAAUUCAUGGGGUGCCUCGAGUACAUUUCAAAGGCCGCCAAGGGGACUAUUAUAUUAUGGUAACUGAUCACAAUUUUUAUUCGAGUUUUCAGCCUUUAUUAAUAUAAAGGCUAACAUGAUUCUUUAGUUCAUAUGUUAUAGUUUAUUUCUUACUUUUCAGGUCAUGGAUAUGUUGGGACCAAGUUUAUGGGAUGUUUGGAACAACAAUUCUCACACGUGAGUUUUUAGCCAGUGUCCCAAUCCUUUUUUUUCGGACACUUUUUUUUCUAACUUUUCUUCUGUUCCCCUUUUUUUCUGACAGAAUGUCCAUUGAGAUGGUUGCCUGCAUAGCAAUUGAGGCAAUCUCGAUAUUAGAGAAGGUGCACUCUAAAGGGUAAAUACUCUUAUCUGUGCUGGUAUUUUAACCAGUGCACUAUUUAUCUGUCCAAGUUUGUGACGAUUUCUCAUUCUCUUGUGCAUUGAUUUGAUGCGUUUUGAUCUGUAUAUACCAAUGGCUGAUGUUAGGUAUGUGCACGGUGACGUAAAACCCGAGAAUUUCCUACUUGGGCCACCAGGAACUCCCGAAGAGAAGAAUCUGUUCCUAGUUGAUCUUGGACUUGGUAGAUUAUUCUUUCUUUUUCCCCCUUGUGAAAUAAUUUAUCUGUUGGGAUGUAUUGCCAUUAGUAUGUUUGGGCUCAUUUUCAUUUUCAUUUGCUAAAAAUUGAUUUUCAGCCACUAGGUGGAAAGAUAACUCCACUGGACAGCAUGUUGAGUAUGACCAGCGACCAGAUGUCUUCAGGCAUGGACAAGUCUUGCCAUUGAUUUGUGCACUGCCAUUAUUUUGCAGAUUCUGACAUCUUUUCCUGGAAAUCUAAUUCAUCUUGAGUAAAUGGAUACUGUCAAAUCAUUCACUGCAGGGGAACAGUACGAUAUGCUAGUGUGCAUGCCCAUCUGGGAAGAACAGGAAGCAGGAGAGAUGACUUGGAGUCUCUUGCAUACACACUAAUUUUCCUCCUUCGUGGUCGCCUUCCAUGGCAAGGAUAUCAGGUACAAAGGUCUUCCUUCUUAUUUUGUAGUUUUGUUUCAGCAGGUUGUUAUUGCAUUUCAUCUUUGUAUUUUAACGUAAACAUCUUGUUAUCAGGGAGAAAACAAAGGUUUCCUUGUUUGCAAAAAGAAGAUGGCUACUUCUCCAGAGAGUCUAUGCUGCUUUUGCCCCCAGCCCUUUAGACAAUUUGUUGAAUAUGUGGUUAAUCUUAAGUUCGAUGAGGAGCCUAAUUAUGCAAAGUGUAUCUCGCUUUUUGAUGGUAUAGUUGGUCCAAACCCAGAUAUUAGACCAAUUAACACGGAUGGUGCUCAGAAGGUAUCACCCUGUUCUUCUUUUGGCUUUUGAGUCGCCAACUUAAGAGCAAGUAUCUAAUGUUCUUUUCGACUUUGUAAAGCUCAUAUAUCAGGUUGGUCAGAAGAGAGGUCGGCUACUAAUGGAAGAGGAGGACGAAGAGCAGCCAAAGAAAAAGAUCAGAAUGGGAACGCCUGCAACCCAGUGGAUAAGUGUGUAUAAUGCUCGCCGGCCCAUGAAGCAGAGGUAUGUAUCCUUGAAUUUGAAACCCAUGCGAAAAAUGAAUAUUAAUAGCAUAUAUUUUGCAGGUAUCAUUACAAUGUAGCAGAUACAAGGCUUGCGCAGCAUAUCGAUAAAGGAAAUGAGGAUUGCUUAUUUAUCAGUGGCGUUGCUUCCUGCACAAACCUGUGGGCCUUGAUUAUGGAUGCGGGCACCGGUUUUACAUCCCAAGUGUACGAGCUUUCACCUUCUUUCCUUCACAAGGUGAGCAUAGUAUCAUAGUGAGCGAGGAUGCUUCUCACUAGCCCUUUGGUCUUGAUUGCGAUGCUUCUCAGCUUUUUUUUUCCUUGCUCGUAUCUACUCAGAUCUUCUUCUUUGUUCUUUUCAAAGUGACAGCAUCUGGAUAUUUGGUGUGAUUGUCUCUCUUACGGUUUAUAUAUGUGCUUCCAUGGAAGAUGAUGCGUUUGAUCAUCAUUUUAAUAACCUCAGGCAAUAUCUCCUGCUCUUUUUUUUUUACCUGAUAGCAGGAUUUUCGACUAAAGUUGUUGGAUAUCUUCCAGUAAUUUGUCAUGAUUAUUCCAAUGAUAGUCCAAACUUUCUGUUCCUGAUUUCUUGGAUUUUAGUUUUGGCUGGGUAGUGUCCAACUUGUGCAGCUAGAAAAAACAAAAAAUCAUUCUUCUUUCAAGCAACUUUUUCUUCGUUAAAGAAAAAAAGUCACUUCUUCUUUCAAGCAACAUUUUUUUUUUCACCCCCGAGUGACUGGGGAUCUUAUUUUCGGUAUAUUUCCAUUGGAUUACUCUUAAAAUCCUUGAUUCUGUGAAUCGGCGGCUGAACCCAAAAAAAGGAAUGGAUAAUGGAGCAGUGGGAGAAGAACUACUACAUCACUGCUAUUGCGGGCGCAAACAAUGGGAGCUCUUUGGUCGUGAUGUCAAGGGGUGAGUGAGCCUCCUCCUUUCCAUGGUCUCGUCUCUUCUGAAUGGUCGGCGGUUUGCCUUAGAUUUUGAAUGAAUGCUCCCUCGGCCUCAGGCUCACACUACGCCCAGCAAUCCUACAAGGUCAGCGAUUCAUUCCCCUUCAAGUGGAUCAACAAGAAAUGGAGGGAAGGCUUCUACGUCACCUCCAUGGCCACCGCCGGGAGCCGGUGGGCCAUCGUCAUGUCUCGCGGCGCGGGCUUCUCCGACCAGGUCUGAUUCGGGGCAUAAGCCACACGUGGAUGGAAAUGGCCAUAAAAAGUAUAGUUAAUAUGCAUGCAUGUUCUGAGGGCCUCGGUGCAAUUUUCAGGUGGUCGAGCUGGACUUCUUGUACCCCAGUGAGGGCAUUCACCGGAGGUGGGACAACGGCUACAGGAUCACCGCCACGGCCGCCACGUGGGACCAGGCUGCCUUUGUCUUGAGCGUGCCCAAAAGGAAGCCUGUGGAUGAAACUCAAGAGACUCUUCGAACUUCUGCCUUCCCAAGCCAGCACGUGAAGGUCCGUCCCCCUCUGCAUAUAUAUAUAUAUAUAUAUAUAUAUAUAUAGACACACACAUAUGUCUAUAUUUUAUGUAUGUUAGCAUUUUUUGUCCAGCUUAAUGCCAAUGAUUGAAGCUUGCUUCCCUCUUUCUCUGUGUAGGAUAAAUGGGCGAAAAGCCUUUACAUUGCCUCCAUUUGUUAUGGCCGAACAGUCUCAUGA
Spirodela intermedia is the source of this 5501-nucleotide messenger RNA. NCBI's taxonomy places the organism in Eukaryota, Viridiplantae, Streptophyta, Magnoliopsida, Alismatales, Araceae. The record is from the annotation of a GenBank genome assembly.